GUUUGCUGAGAAUUAGGGAGCAGCAUGUUUAGCAGAAGGUUUAUUUCACCGUUUGCUGUUUUGUUACCAACUGCUUCCUCGAAUUCCAAUUUUGCCAGAAGAAAAUCAUGGCUUCUUUUGGGACAAUACAACAUGUAUGCUAACAGCGUUAAAAACAAAAGUCAAACAGGAAGUAGGCGUUGCUGGAAGUGCAAUAGUGAGAUCAGAUCAGGAGUAGAGUUCUUCUGUCCCUCUUGCAACAUCAUUCAAAGGCCACCAAAGAAAGCGACCUAUUUUGAGCUAAUGGGAAGUCCCACCUCAUUUGACAUUGAUACCAAGCGGCUGACUCAACAUUAUAAAGAAUUACAAUGGAAACUACACCCUGAUAAAUUUAGUGAUCUAUCCAAGAAAGAGCAAAGCUUAUCUGAGGAACAAUCGUGUUUGGUAAAUGAAGCUUACCACACGCUUCUAAAGCCACUUACCAGAGGGCUUUAUCUGUUAAAUUUGAAUGGAAUACCUAUAACAGAAGAUGAAGCUACCUCAACUGAUACAAAAUUCUUGGGUCUAAUUAUGGACAAAUAUGAAGAAAUUUCAUCAAGUGAGAAAAAGUUGAAGGAAAUAAAAAAGGAAAAUAGUGGAGAUUUAGAAAAAUCUGUCAGAAAGGUUUCAAGGGCUUUUGAGAAAGGAGACCUAGAGACAGCYAGGCAGGAGGUGGUCAAGCUUAAAUAUUUCUCCAAAAUUGACGAGUUUAUUAAAGACCGAGAAGGUUGGGAUUGAUACGACAAACAGAAGGAAAUAGCGAACAAGAACAGACAGCCAGCCAAGAAAGAAAUAAAAAGCUGCAACGUGAAGAGAGAUACUGUAAAGGAGAUAACUCGAAGAUAGUUGUUGUUUUAGUAGGCAGUUCAUCUUCUCAAAUCUGCUCCUUUGAGGAAACAAAGUAUUGAGAACUCUCUUUGCUCUAGUUUCGUGAUCGAGGUCAAACAGCUCAGGCAUGAAAUAUGUGAAAAAAAAAAAAAAAGACGCUAAAAUAUAAGGAUAAGAGCUUCUAUUAUCUUAGUCUCCCUCGCAGCCUUUUUUUUAGAUGUCACGCAACGAGGGAGACUACUAUUAUCUAAGUUGCGCAAAAAGGCUCCACUUAUCCGUCCCAUACAAUUCCACGCAAUAAAUGAACUGAAAGGACAUUUGUAAUAUGCUUCUGGUAUAAAUAAAUUAAAUGUCGUUUAUUGGAAACGUUGAAAGGAAAUAUAUAACCUAAUUUUCUUUUUAUCUGAUCAUAAUACGUGAGUUGAUUAAAAGGGAAACUCGAAA
Stylophora pistillata is the source of this 1290-nucleotide messenger RNA. RefSeq names its product iron-sulfur cluster co-chaperone protein HscB. NCBI's taxonomy places the organism in Eukaryota, Metazoa, Cnidaria, Anthozoa, Scleractinia, Pocilloporidae. Gene Ontology annotation, biological process: [2Fe-2S] cluster assembly; protein complex oligomerization. Gene Ontology annotation, molecular function: protein-folding chaperone binding; ATPase activator activity. Gene Ontology annotation, cellular component: mitochondrion. The record is from RefSeq and is a predicted model, not a curated record.